This is a messenger RNA of Eurytemora carolleeae, 516 nucleotides long. RefSeq lists its product as uncharacterized. The transcript is spliced from 5 exons. The record is from RefSeq and is a predicted model, not a curated record. Bases 46 to 501 code for a protein of 151 amino acids. NCBI's taxonomy places the organism in Eukaryota, Metazoa, Arthropoda, Copepoda, Calanoida, Temoridae.
CCCCAGCCCUCUUGCUUGUAGUCAACUUGAAUUGUUUUAGAAAACAUGUUUCUCACAGCUGGGUUCAGAGUUCAACAUUUUGUACUCAGACACAAGCAUCUACGCGAUUUUUCAACAAUUCUUUGCAGUUCUAUCUUUGAAACCCCUCCGAUGGAACACAGAAAUCUUGAUAGAUUGGCAUUUUCAUCAAAUAUAAACUACAGCCAGGCGAGGUUUAUGUCUAAGAACUCAAAAUCCACGAAGAAACAGAAGAAUGUGGUGGAUAAAAUAGUCGAGGAUUUAGUAGAUGAUGAAGAUGAAGAUAGUGAUGACGGAGUGAUUGUUGAUCAACAGAAUUCACAAUUAAAUAAAUUUCUCUCUUCUAAAACUCCUGGAGGGGGUAAAAAGGGAACUAAAGGAAAUAUUCACAAAAUGCCUUACUCGGAAUUUAUAGAAAUAGUUAAAGGUAAGGCUAGUUUAUCAUUGUUUAAAGUUACUCUUCACAGUGUAUGCAUGGUUUGAUUAUUAGUGAUUAAA